This is a messenger RNA of Lolium perenne, 1927 nucleotides long. The record is from RefSeq and is a predicted model, not a curated record. Lineage: Eukaryota; Viridiplantae; Streptophyta; Magnoliopsida; Poales; Poaceae.
CCGGAUUUGGGCCUAAAUUCAUCCGGCGAUCCCACGCCCCCCCCGGCCCCCCGGGGAGCUCUCGGGGACUCCGGACGAGUGAAAAGCGGGGAAGGGCCCGAUCUGUCGGUGACUCGACGCACGAACCCCACCGCCACGUCGCUCAAAAUCUCCCCCACCCCUCGUAUCUCUCUCGCCGCCGGCACCACCCCGCCGGCUUGUUGCCCAGAUUGCGCCGCCACUCCUUCCCCACCUGCCUAUAUUCCGCCGUGUUUGGACGACGGCCUAUCUGGCUGCUCUUCCGCCGGCCUGUUUUCCGGCCUGCUUGCUCGUCGUCGCUCGCGGCUCGGGUUGCCUCGACCACGCCCGUCAGGUGUUCGUCCAUUUGCCUCGCCGGCCAUGGACUCGGACGAAGAGGAGGAGCAGAUGUUCGUCGAGCUUAUGCAAGAAGAGAUGGCAGCAGCCGCCCAAGACGACGAGCACAUGAUGAUCCUUGGUUGCUUGGCAAGCAUGUACGCCGGAGUGGCAACUCGUCGGCGUGGUGGGUCGGCACGAGGUCGCCGGAAGUGCAAGCCGAGACAGCGAAUGGAGGGCUACUGCAUGUUGUACGCCGACUACUUCGCCGACAAUCCAUUGCACGGUGAGACUGUUUUCCGGCGUCGUUUCAGGAUGAGCAGAAAGCUAUUUCUGCAAAUUGUGUAUGCCAUCCGCCACUUUGAUCCCUACUUCAGAUGCAAGGCGGAUUGCACUGGUUUGGUUGGAUUUUCGUCACUGCAGAAGUGCACAGUGGCUAUGAGGAUGCUGGCGUAUGGAGCUCCCGGUGAUACUGCAGAUGACUAUCUUCGGAUGGCGGAGUCCACCGCCCUUGAUUGUUUCUACCGGUUCUGCAGGGCCGUCAUAGCAGUGUUCGGGGACUAUUUCUUGAGAUCACCCACUGUCGAAGACACUCAGAGGAUCCUUGCAACAAAUGAAGCUAGAGGUUUUCCAGGGAUGCUUGGAAGCAUUGACUGCAUGCAUUGGCAAUGGAAGAACUGUCCGUUUGCGUGGCAGGGAAUGUACAAGGGUCACAAAAAAGGCUGCACUGUGAUACUUGAAGCAGUGGCUACCCAUGAUCUAUGGAUUUGGCACUCUUUCUUUGGUAUGCCUGGAUCCAACAAUGACAUCAACGUCCUAAACUGCUCCCCGGUCUUUUCCAAGCUUGUUGAGGGUCAUGCUCCCCCGGUGGACUAUGUGAUCAAUGGUCGGCACUACAACAAAGGAUACUACCUUGCAGACGGUAUCUAUCCAAAGUGGGCAACAUUUGUGAAGACGAUCUCCAACCCUAGCACCCCCAAACUUUGCGAGUUUGUCAAGAAACAAGAAGCUUGCCGAAAAGACGUCGAGCGAGCAUUUGGUGUCCUACAGCAGAGAUUUGCUGUCGUCCGGUUCCCCGCUAUGACUUGGUCCAAAGAUCAGAUGUGGGAGGUGAUGAACUGCUGUGUGUGCCUACACAACAUGAUUAUUGAAGAUGAGCGAAAGCAUCCGGUUCCUCUGGCUGAGCAAGAAGCACCAUAUGAGAGAGAGGGUCCUCUUGCACAGCCUAAUCACCAGGUGCCUCCAUCAUGGGCCGCCUUCAUUGCUAUGCGCCAGGAGAUUCGAGACUCUACAAUGCACCAGCUGCUGCAAGAUGAUCUGGUGGAGCACAUAUGGAGGCUCCGAGGCAACGCCAACGCCGACGCCAACUAGUCUGUCUUAAUUUGUUUGAAAAAUUGUGAAAUUUGUGUGCUUCAUUUGUUUCAGCACUUGUUAAACAUUGUACUGUUAUCGCCGAAUUUGUUUCAGCAAUUUUCGUCCUCUUGUUUGCCGAACUUGUUAAAUUUUAUGUUGAAUUUGUUUGAAAUAUGUCAAAUGGUCGAGGUUGGGGGUUUCCUGCCGGGGGGACGGCUGGAACUUCGGCGCUCCCCAUGCC